Molecule: messenger RNA, 2428 nt
Organism: Carica papaya (papaya)
Lineage: Eukaryota; Viridiplantae; Streptophyta; Magnoliopsida; Brassicales; Caricaceae
Product: putative sulfate transporter 3.4
Biological process (GO): sulfate transmembrane transport
Cellular component (GO): membrane
Molecular function (GO): secondary active sulfate transmembrane transporter activity
Source: RefSeq, a predicted model, not a curated record
AUGAGCAGAACCUCCAACCAAGGAGAAGAGGUUUCUUCAGGUGAUGAGACUUCUAUCACAAUCAUCUCCUCCGAUACCCGUACAACGAUAACAAGAACAUCCACAACCCACGCUAAUUUUCAGAUUCAUCAGGUUUGUUUGCCGCCUCAUAUCACCACUUACCAAAAGCUCAAGCACAGGCUACAUGAGAUCUUCUUCCCCGAUGAUCCUUUCUACAUUUUCAAGAACCAGACGUGUUGUAGAAAAUUUGUUCUCGGUUUACGGUAUGUGUUUCCCAUUUUGGAAUGGGGCUCCAACUACAGCUUUUACCUUUUUAGAUCUGAUCUUAUUGCCGGACUCACCAUUGCCAGCUUAGCUAUCCCUCAGGGGAUCAGCUAUGCCAGACUUGCCAACUUGCCUCCAAUAAUUGGGUUAUAUUCAAGCUUUGUGCCGCCAUUGGUAUAUUCUGUGCUUGGGAGUUCUAGACAUAUCGGUAUUGGCCCAGUCUCUAUCUCAUCUUUGGUCAUGGGCACAAUGCUGGAUGAAGUGGUUCCGUUUAGAAAGAACCAACGUCUCUAUAUCCAGCUUGCUUUUACUGCCACAUUAGUUGCUGGUUUACUUCAAACUUCUUUAGGUCUGUUUAGGUUAGGCUUUAUUAUUGAUUUUCUGUCAAAGGCAACUCUGAUUGGAUUCACGGCUGGAGCAGCAAUCAUCGUUUCUCUACAACAGCUUAAAGGAUUGCUUGGGAUUACCCAUUUUACGGGCAAGAUGCAGGUCAUUCCUGUUAUGGAUUCGGUUAUCAGUAGUCGAAAUGAGUGGUCGUGGAAAACUGUCGUGAUGGGAGGCUGUUUCUUGGCAUUUUUAUUGACCACAAAACAUAUAAGUGUGAAGAAGCCGAAACUUUUCUGGAUUUCAGCUGCAGCUCCACUAACAUCUGUUAUUUUGGCUACACUUCUAGUCUUCUUUUUCAGGUCUGCAUUUCAAGAUAUUUCAAAAAUUGGUCGGCUGGCAAAGGGAUUGAAUCCACCUUCAGUAAACAUGCUAUAUUUCCACGGCCCUCAUCUUGGCCUUGUAUUUAAAACGGGCAUUGUAACUGGCAUCUUGUCUCUCACUGAAGGAAUUGCAGUAGCAAGAACUUUGGCUUCCCUUCAGAAUUAUCAAAUUGAUGGAAACAAAGAAAUGAUGGCAAUUGGUCUUAUGAACACGGUUGGUUCUUUCUGUUCUUGCUAUGUCACUACUGGAUCAUUCUCUCGAUCUGCUGUGAACUACAAUGCUGGAGCGAAGACAGCAUUUUCAAAUAUAGUCAUGGCAGCAGCGGUGCUUGUAACUCUGUUAUUUCUAAUGCCACUUUUCAAUUACACACCCAAUGUUAUCUUAGCAGCAAUGAUUGUUGCAGCUGUUGUUGGCUUGAUUGAUUAUGAUGCUGCUUUUAAGUUAUGGAAGCUUGAUAAGCUUGAUUUCUUGGCUUGUUUCUGCUCCUUCUUUGGUGUUCUGUUCAUCUCAGUGCAGAUAGGGCUAGUCAUAGCUGUUGGAGUUUCAGUAUUCAAAAUUAUUCUGCAUGUUACGAGGCCAAAUACCAUUAUAUUGGGGAACAUUUCAGGCACUCAAGUAUAUCAAAGUCUCAACAGAUAUGAAAAAACGUUAAGAGUGCCGUCUUUUCUCAUCCUAAGCAUUGAAUCUCCUAUCUUUUUCGCAAAUUCAACUUAUCUCCAAGAGAGGAUCGUAAGAUGGAUUCGCGAGGAGGAAGAGAGGAUUGAAGAAAAUCAAGAAGCUUCCUUGAGAUGCGUGAUUCUGGACAUGACAGCAGUAACAGCCAUAGACACAAGCGGUCUUGAUGCUAUUUCUGGACUUGAUGCCAUGAUAAAAAGAAGAUCUCUUCAGCUUGUUCUGGUAAAUCCUGUUGGAACUGUGAUGGAGAAGCUCUACCGUUCAAAAACGUUGGAUUUGUUUCAAUCAAACGGUCUUUAUUUGACUAUUGGGGAAGCAGUCACUGAUAUUUCAUCUUCAUGGAGAACUUCACCGUGAUUUUUCCCAAGAAAUGUCUCCAUGAAGAAGGAUAUUUGGCUCUGCAUAGAGAGCUUGUGUAUAUAAUUUUUGUAAGUUGCAUUGGCAGAUUUCAAGCUUGAACUCUUUUGCACUUUAGAUUUAAACUUAACAAAACAGCCUCAAUUUUAGUGCAGGACAAGGCUUUGUUUGAGUAGGAGUUAGUGUCCUUACGUGUACAAUGUUGAAUUCACAUCCCCGUAGAAGUAGGUGGAUUGUGUCUACCGAGUAGCUAAUGAAUAGUUAGUACUACUCUUACAUUUUUAAUGUUUAAGUUUAUUCAGAUUUUUUUUUUUUUUACCUCUAAUAAAUCUGAAUUGAAUUAAAUAAGUUCAUAUUAUUUUCAAAAUUAAUCGUAUAAAUAAUAAUUAUCUGGCCAAUGUAGAGAUAAUUGAUAGUCAAAACC